ACAGGCACACGGCGGCACGCACACAGCCGCGCCGCCUACACGACGCCCGCGCCCGAGGAGCGUCACUGCGCCUUAUCGCAGCCAUCUUUAAAUGAGCACACAGCACGCCACCCGCCACACGCGGAGUAUGCUUCAGCAGAUGUCCUCGCCGUCGAGCGCGCAAGUCGGCGAGGUCGGCUCUCUCGUGCGCCCCUUCGAAGGCCGGUUGUGCGACGCGUCGUCGGAGGCCUCCUCCGAUGCCGCCGAGGAGGACUUACCGCAGUGCAAGAUACGGAGAAAUUACAACUGCGCCAAGUGCACUUACUACACGCAGAACCCGCGCGCCUUCCUUGUCCACACGCGUGACGUGCAUUUCGAAAGAUUCAAAAUAUACGAUUGCCCCAUUUGCGUGUACGCUUCUAGGCAUCAUCAGAAACUUAUAAGACACAUCAAAAUGGUCCACGGAGCGGCCGCCACCACGAACAUCAAAGUGGAUGUCGAACUACCCGCCGCGACGGAAACCGCAGAACCGGUCGAGCGAAUAGAGGACUUGCUCGAGGAAAUCGAGGAAUGUGACGAUGACAUUGAGAUCGACGUCGAUGACUGUUGCGAGGAGUCGUUCGAGGUCGACGGCGACAAAUCCACCAACGAAGAAGGACUUUCCAUAUUGAAGAGUGAAAACAAAUACUUUUCUUGCACCAAAUGCAACUACGCGACGCAUAUAAAAUCGCGUUUCACGAAGCACGUGAAGUACCACUCGAUGCCGAUGAACAAGUGUACCAUAUGUGAUUUUCGUUCGCCAUACAAAUGGAAUCUAGACCGGCACAUGAAGAAUCACGGUGGGAGCGGAAGCUUCAAGUGCUUCAUGUGCAACUUCACGGCGGACAUCAAGCAGAGUCUGACGUCGCACGAGCUGAAUCAUCACGCGUCGCCCGCGGGCCAAUCGGUCGCGAGUCGCCGCCGCAAUCGGGUGGGCGCCAGCGACAUUAUGAACGCGCUCGUGAUGAAGGAGGAGGAAGGGAGUGACUCGCGGUCCUCCUGCUCGGCCUCGGAAAUGGGUCUUCAAUGUGCAGAUAAAGAAAUGUUAAGCUGCAACAGCGACUCAAACGACGCUGCAGAUGGAAGAAGCAAAAAUGCUUCACCAUCACAGGACAUUCAAAGCCAACAGUCACCCAAUGCCGCAACGGAAGAAUCCAAAUCACACAAGAACAAUAGAAAAGUCCCCAGGCCUUUACCACAGCUCAUUCCGUUGCACACUUCUACACCCACUAAUAAUAAGACACCAUCAGGUGAGCCCCCGGCGAAAAAAUUCAAAGAAAACCCAAAUUCGGAAUCCACUAAAACAACUAAGUUCGAAAAUUUACCUGUAGACAUCACUUUGAUUCCGGUUAACAACAUUCCUAUCAAUACUAAAGAAAAUGUAGGUCGUAAGAAAAAUAAUUCAUUCUUUGACAAACUGAAAGAAAGAUUGCUAACUGAGACGGGCGAGAAAGGAUCUCUUAUCUGCAAAAACUGUGGGUUUGAAAGUAAAUGCUUAUCUGAACAUUCCGUACACGAGAAAAAUUGCGCUUCUCAGUUGAAUAAGUCCGCAACGAACACCUUACUUCCCAGUCUAAGUUCAACACGUUGCCAAAAUUGCCGGCACCGAUGUAAAUCUAGUGCAGAUCUUAUCAUACACAUGAAAACGUGUAGAAAGAUUGAAAAAAUGGAAGAUGACACCGUUGAAGUCAAAAGCCAAGACAGCAAUGAUGAAAUCAUCACAGUUCAAGAUCGAGAAACAGAGCCACAUCCGAUGGAAAAUGUAGUAUUCGUAUGGAACAAUAUUAACCAGGAUUCCAACAAAUUUGAUACACCUCUUGAUAUAAAUAUUAAUGAUGAUUCCACGCUCCCAGAAAUGUGUAGAAGCUUCGAUUUGGACAUCGCGGAAGACAAUGAAGGCAUGAAUUUGUCACCUAGUCAAGCCAUGGGGAAAAAAGUUUUCAAGUGUCCACACUGUCCAUUCUGGGCUUCCACUGCGUCAAGAUUUCACGUUCAUAUUGUAGGACAUUUGAAUAAAAAACCUUUCAAAUGUUCUCUCUGUAAAUACAAAUCUAACUGGCGUUGGGACAUCACUAAACAUAUCAAGCUAAAAUCAGCUAGAGACCCUGAACAUAAUGAGGCAAAAGUCCUAAUGACUGAUGAGACUGGCCGAAGAAACUAUAGCAAGUACAACAAGUUCUUAGCUAUGUCGGUUUUGAAUGAGAAUGGAGAGACUGUGUUCCAUUACAUAGACCAGAAUCCUUCAUCUCAUCCGUCCAUAGAGGGUAUAGAAUCUUACAAUGACAUGAACGACAACUUUAAUCACACUUUAGAAGUGCAACCACUCAACCUCCAGAUGAAUCAUUCUGAUGGUGAGGCAUUCGAUAACCGAAGCAUGGAUCAGAAGAAACCCAAGAAAACAUUGUGGAAAUGCAAGAAAUGCAAUUACAGAGACCCAUCCAAGGAGGCCCUGUUAGAACACGUUCGAGAACACUCUACAGCCGACGGGAACCCGAACGGGAUGAAACCUCCCAAGAAACCGGAUAACGUUCCCGACCCGGCAGACUUGGCUUAUCGCUGCGGCCACUGCAAUCAAUUAUCGAACUGGAAACAUGUUAUACAGAGACACUGCCGCCUCAAGCACGAUGGUAUUAUCAAAGUCAUAACUACGGUGAAGCCGAAGCCAGAUCCAGGGUUGGGACUGAACGACAUUCACGGAGACACAUGUAACAAGUGUCCAUUCAAAACUAGCGACAAAAAACUAUUACUAGCUCACCUCCAACAACAUCAGCCAUCACCACAAUCUAUUUUCAAGUGCUUCUUCUGUCCCUACUUUGUUAAGGAUGAACACGAACUGAUUCAACAUCUCAUCCUGCACGGCGUCAAUGAACCAGAAGAAUACAUAGCGAGAGCAAUGGGUGCUAAAUCUCCAAUUCCUGAGCCAGCUUCGAAUUCGACCCCAAACACGUCAUCCACAAAGAGACACAAAUGCACCGAAUGUCCUUAUGAAACCAACAGCAAGUCUCAGUACAUGUACCACGAGCAAUUCCAUCGACUUCCAGCGGACACGCCCUAUAAGUGUCCCGAAUGCAACUACAGUGUAUCAAAAAGACAUUUGCUACACCAACAUUUAAGAGUCCAUGGGAUAAACUCCAAGAAACUUGAAGCUGAAUUAGAGUCUAAAACUGACUUGAGAAUUGAAAUAAAUCUGGACGAGAUCCCAUUUGUUUGGGUUUCGGCAAAGAAUGAGUUCCAUAAAAUGUACAAAUGCCGUUACUGCUCGUAUGUGAAUUCUCAAAAAUGUAAAAUUCCUAAUCACGAGAAAAUCCACUGCGUUGUGUUUGAAAAUAGUGAAAUGAUAAUUUACAAAUGUUUGGAAUGCAAAUAUACUUGUGACAGUGCUGUAAGACUAGCCGAGCAUUCAAGAACCCAUGGUGAGAUUUAUGGUCGCAUUUAUUGCCCUGUUGACGCCGAUAUCCCCGAUGAGGAACAGAUCGCUAAGUUGCGUAAAGUUAUUGAAGCAGAAAAAAACACGACUUCGGAAGGAAAUAAGGAAGAUGAAGCUGGUGAUGAAAAUAAAGAAUCCAAAACACUGUAUUUUUGUCAAAAAUGUCCAGCAAGAUUCUUUGCUGAUGAAGAACUCAAAAACCAUGACAAUUUUCACAAUAAUUCAGCUUCACCGCAUAAAUGCCCAAGCUGCGAAUUUUACGUUCCCGAGAAAAGUGAGCUCAGUGAACACACUGCAGUGCAUUCAGAUGAAUAUCAUACAAAAACUAAAAUGCUAAAGUUCAUUCACAGCUGCAGUGCAGCCCACAGGCAGCCUAAUCUGGACAUAAUUCUUAAUUCAACCACAACAGAUAUAACGUGGGGAGUGUCUAACCCGAGCAAAAAUUACAAUAACGAUACCCAUAAAGGAUCAAACGAGACUAAACCAGUGCCAAAACAAUACGCUUGCAAAGAAUGCCCAGCUAGAUUUAUCAAAAGUUCGGCGCUUACCGGUCAUAUGGCACUACACGGCAGUAAUUAUCCACAUAAAUGUAAAUUGUGUAGCUACGCCGUUAGGAAUACAGGCAAUUUGGCAAAACAUGUAGCGUUGCAUGAAAAUGACGGGAAAGCGUCUAACUGUGAUUACGAGUCAGGAGACGACAAUAUGGAUUUCAAAAAUAUACCCUUAUCAGGGACAGAUUUAUUUCAACGAAAAACAGAAGCUCAAAAAAGAGUGUUGAUUGAUAAAGACAAAUUGGUUAAACCAAAUGAUCAUUUUCCGCCUGUGCUGCAAGCUGAUCCUCAGUUCGGAUACCUGAUGCACGGCAAUCCAGAGUUCAUAUACCCCACUUAUCUGAAAAACGGUCGCCAGAAGGAAAAGCGUUACAAGUGUCACAAAUGUCCGUCUGCAUUUGAAAAACGAGAACAAUAUAAAAUACAUCUUUCACUGCAUGGUUCCAAACAAAGAUAUAAAUGUGAACUUUGCGAUUACUCCGUUAAGUAUUAUGCCAACUAUGUUCAACACAUGAGAAAGCAUCAAAUGAACGACGAAGCGCAAGCUGAAAGAAAGAAAACCAGUAAUGGUGUUAUUGAAACUGAAACUCAAGAAGUCAAGCAGGAAGACACCGACAACAUAAAAUUAGCAAUUAAAACAAUGCCUAAAGGUACUCCCAAAAGCGAUUUUCAGCAGUUCUCAUUCAGCGAUCAACAAACUCUUAGAAUACUGCAACGCAGACGCUCAUUGAACAACAGUGGCAAGGAACAGUCUUCGCCAUCAGAUGUAUCACAUUUGAAGGACCGGAAAUUACACAUGUGUUUACUGUGCCCGUACACAAAUCAACGCCAAGACGCUUUGUUUAAUCAUUACAAACGGCAUGAUGAUACUGAUGUUUCUAAUUUAGGUAAUCAUAAAUGUAAUUUUUGUGAUCUUGUAGUUGUACAGUCACAUUUCCUCCGAGACCAUUUGAAAACACAUUUUACAUACCAAAAGACAUUGACGCCGGAAUGUUAUGUCGCUAAUGAAAAUGUGAGUUUCACUAUCACAAAAGUCGAUGAUGAAGAUGAUGCACCUAUUGAUCUCAAAUUAGAUAUGCAAAGCAAGAAAUUCAAGUGCAAUGAAGACAAAAUUUUUGUUAAGAUACAAACGGGAGAACUUAUGGUUGAAUAAUAAUAUAGAUGUUAUCAAAAUGAUAUAGGUAGUUUACUGACCCACGUAAAAUUAAUUAUUGUUAUUGCAAAGUUCAAGACGAAUUAGAACUAAAAAGCCAAAAAACUGUAGUUGAUAUUCACCAAAGUGUAGCUUGCCAUAUUAGAUUAUAGCAGUUCUGGCCAUUCGGAUAGGUGUUAAUGAGCGUUAAUAGAAAUUAAGUAGAUCUUUACUUAGAAACUUAGACCAGGGCUCUUAUUUUUGAAACAUUUCAUCUCUAACCGCAUCCGAAAUCACACAAAUCGUAUACGAAUUCGUAUGCCCUUACCUAACUUGAUGUAACUGAUGUAACGGAAAUGGAAUUCCAAUGUUUCAAAAAUACAGCGCCAAACGGAUUUAUUAAGUACUACAUGUUAAAUUAACUGGAGCAUUAAGUUAAUUCAAAUACAUUUAAGGAAAUAUGUAGAGAUUUAAGGUAGAUCCACAACUCCACUUCUUAUCCAGGAAAGUGUGAUAACUAGUCCAAAUUUUUAGAAAGUUUCUAUUGCGAAGUUUGUCCAAAAUGUUACCAUAUUUACUUGGAUGUUUAUAAAUGCUGAGAGUAUCUAAACUAAACAAACUAGAACUUGUACUGACUGACUUAAUCUGAAGUAUUGUAACUACAUAAAUAUUGAAAAAAAACUAUGGCAACAAUCUGAUCUAAUAAAACAAAACCAUAGACAAUAAAGUGUACACUGAUAAUUUCAAGGCUAGACAGUUUUUAUACUUUGGUAAAAGAUAUUUAAAAGUUAUUAGAAACCUGAAUCUGAUUGUGAAUAUUAUAACUUAGUACUUGUUAUUUUUAAGAGCAAUAUGUUAGUCAUUUACAUUACAUUCUUAAUUAAUAGUGUUUAAGUUUUAAGAAGCUUCAUUAUUCUGUAUUGUUUUCCUCAGAUAAAUAUGACUCAAUAUAAAACAGCAUAAUCACAUAAUUAUUGAUUGUAUUAAUAAUAAUAUUAUUUUGCUUGAGGAUAGUAAUAAUAGUUGGUUAUUUGAGUAUAACUAAAUGCUGGCACUCUACAGUGUCUGAUUUAUAUUUUACUUGGUCCUAAAGGACACAUUCCUAUUGUUAUUAAAUAUUAUAAAAAAUAUACAAUAAUUACUCAACAUAAA
This is a messenger RNA of Ostrinia nubilalis (European corn borer), 6280 nucleotides long. Its product is annotated as zinc finger protein Xfin-like. The transcript is spliced from 5 exons. Gene Ontology annotation, biological process: positive regulation of transcription by RNA polymerase II. Gene Ontology annotation, cellular component: nucleus. NCBI's taxonomy places the organism in Eukaryota, Metazoa, Arthropoda, Insecta, Lepidoptera, Crambidae. The record is from RefSeq and is a predicted model, not a curated record. Bases 92 to 5149 code for a protein of 1685 amino acids.